This is a messenger RNA of Arabis nemorensis, 1167 nucleotides long. Lineage: Eukaryota; Viridiplantae; Streptophyta; Magnoliopsida; Brassicales; Brassicaceae. The record is from the annotation of a GenBank genome assembly.
AUGGCGGACAAUCGAAAAAGAAGGACCUUGUUCGACUUCUUUCUUCUCUCCACAACUCUUGUUAGUUUCUGUUUGGUUCCGGCGUCGGCACAACAUCGUCGGAAACUCAAGUUCGGUGUGAACGGCGAGUUUAAGAUACUGCAAGUCGCUGAUAUGCACUUCGGAAACGGCGCGACUACACGGUGUCUCGAUGUACUUCCUAGCCAAAAAGCUCAUUGCUCUGACCUCAACACCACCGCCUUCAUGUCACGAGUCAUCGCCGCCGAGAAACCUGACCUCAUCGUCUUCACCGGUGAUAAUAUAUUUGGGUUUGAUGUUAAAGACGCUGUGAAAUCAAUGAACGCUGCUUUUGCUCCGGCGAUUGCGUCUAGAAUCCCUUGGGUUGCUGUUUUAGGAAACCAUGAUCAAGAAUCUACAUUAACAAGACAAGAACUCAUGAAUCACAUUGUCAAGCUUCCCAAUACUUUGUCUCAAGUGAAUCCUCCUGAGGCUGCUCAUUACAUUGAUGGGUUUGGUAAUUACAAUCUCCAAAUCCAUGGAGCUUCUGAAUCGAUUCUGCAGAACAAAUCUGUUCUCAAUCUCUAUUUUCUUGAUAGUGGAGAUUACUCUAGUGUUCCUUACAUGGAAGGUUAUGAUUGGGUCAAAACUUCUCAGCAAUUCUGGUUCGACCGCACUUCAAAACGUCUCCAGAGGGAGUACAACGCGAAGCCUAAUCCUCAACAAGGUAUAGCUCCAGGACUAGCUUACUUCCACAUUCCAUUACCGGAGUUUUCCAGUUUUAAUUCGAAGAACGCUACAAAAGGAGUGAGGCAAGAAGGUACAUCCUCGGCUUCGACAAACUCGGGUUUCUUCACGACAUUGGUAAAUAGAGGAGAUGUGAAAUCUGUGUUUGUGGGUCACGACCAUGUCAACGACUUUUGCGGUAAACUCAAAGGUUUAAACUUAUGCUAUGGUGGUGGAUUCGGGUACCACGCGUAUGGUAAAGCCGGAUGGGCGAGGAGAGCUAGAGUUGUGGUUGCUGAUUUGAAUAAGAAGAGAAAAGGAAACUGGGGAGAUGUGAAAUCGAUUAGGACAUGGAAGAGGCUUGAUGAUCAGUAUCUCUCUGUUAUUGAUGCUCAGGUUCUUUGGACGAAUUCUGUAAACGGAUCAGUUGUUCGUCGUUUAUGA